UAACACAGUAGUUAGUUACAUGCUGUCGCUGCGACGACCCCGGGUUCUCCAACGCCGUGUUUCGAAAUAAGAGACGAUCGCGAUCCUGGCAUUUAUCCCACUCACACCGCACACACAAGAGCACGAGCAUACGUAGCGCCGUCUGAACAUAUCACCCGGGUCGAAAACCAAUCCAGACAGGAAGGAAGGCCGUUGCCGCGCAGGCUUGGGUUUUGAGCUGGGGCUCUCUGGCCUCACCGCGCCGUCAUGGACGGCCCCUCCAUCAUCAAGGAGCACGGCAAGGCCAUCAUCGAGGCCAUCCGCAGCAGAACCCUCAACAAUGAGUGGAAAGUCCUCGUCGUCGACGAAACCAGCAAGAGGAUCAUCGACAGCUCCGUGAACGAAGAUGAGAUCCUCAACCACAAUAUCGCCAAUAUCGAGCGCAUCGAGGACCGGAGGGAGAUGAACCCGGACAUGGAUGCCCUCUACCUUCUCUCCCCCCAGCCACACAUUGUCGAAUGCCUCCUCGCCGACUUCAGCUGCCACCGCUACCGGAGGGGGUUCAUCAUCUGGACCGGCCCCCUGCCUGAUCCGCUGCAGCGCAAGUUGGAUGUUGCUCGGAGGCAGAUGGGAGGCCCUCCCGAUCUCUUGUUGGUCGACUUCUACCCGCGCGAGUCGCAUCUCGUCACCUUCCGCGACCCUUCUAGCUUCCUCGUCCUGUACAACCCCACGUGCAACGACCUCGUGGCACAGCAUCUGCGAGCAUUAGCAUCAAAGAUUGCCUCCGUAUGCAUCACGCUGCAGGAGUUCCCCAAGAUUCGGUACUACCAACCGCCUGCCCACGCCACCCACGAAGCCAGGGUCCUGUGCAUGCACCUGGCCCGCUUCGUCCAGCAGGCGCUGGAAGGCUACCGCCAGUCAGACAGAAACUUCCCGCCGCACACCCAGCGUCCCCAGUCGGUGCUCCUCGUCACGGACAGGUCUAUGGACUUGAUGGCCCCGCUCCUUCACGAGUUCACGUACCAGGCUAUGGUGCACGAUCUGCUCCCCGUCCGGGAGCAGGAGAACGGCAAGGUGACGUAUCACAUGGCCGCAAAGGAGAGCGCCCGUGUCGAAGAGAGGGACGAGGAACUCGCCGAGAAGGACGUCGUAUGGGUCACCAACAGGCACCGCCACAUGAAGGAUACCAUCGACAAGCUCAUGAACGACUUUCAGAAGUUCAUCGACAAGCACCCCCAAUUUGCCAAUCAGGGCAAAGAAGCGUCCCUGAAUGACAUCAGAGACAUGCUGGCCGGUCUGCCGCAGUUCGAGGAGAUGAAGAAGGCCUACUCCCUCCACCUCACCAUGGCCCAGGAAGCUAUGGAUAUCUUCCAGAAAUACAAGCUCGCAGAUGUCGCCUCGGUAGAGCAGACCCUGGCCACCGGACUCGACGAAGACUACAAGAAGCCCAAGAACAUGCUCGACCAGGUCGUCCGCCUCCUCGACGACCCAGACGUCGCCCCGGCGGACAGGCUGCGUCUCAUCGCCAUCUACGCCCUGUACCGCGACGGCAUGAUCGACAAGGACAUCAGCCGGCUCCUAUGGCACGCCUCGUUGCAGCGCUCGCGCGACAGCCAGGACCAGGCCGUCAUCGAGAAUCUCGGCCUCCUCGGCGCCCGCCCCCUCAAGGAGCUCAAAGAGACCCGGCAGCCGAUCCCCCCCCUCUUCCCCCAACCGAGUUCUUCCAAGAACGCCGUCCCGGACGAAGAAUACGCCCUCUCCCGCUUCGAGCCUGCCGUCAAGCAGAUGCUCGAGCGCCUCUGCGCCGGCGACCUCGACCAGGCCCUCUUCCCCUACGUCAUCCCCCCGGCCGACGGCCCCGGCGGCCCGGACUCCCUCACCUCCCAGGGCUCCCUGCGCUCGGCCGCGCCCCGCUGGGCCUCGGCCAACCGCAAGCAGGCCGAGAACCGCCAGCGGGUCAUCGUCUUCGUCGCCGGCGGCGCCACCUACUCGGAGGCCCGCGCCUGCUACGAGGUCUCGGAGAAGCACAACCGCGACGUCUUCCUCGUCACCAGCCACAUGGUGGCCCCCGGCAAGUACCUCGCCGACCUGCGCGCCCUCAAGACGGACCGCCGCCGCCUCAACCUCCCCAUAGACCGCCCUCCGCCGAAGCCCCCCGCCCACCUGUACGAACGUCCCGCCCCCGUCCAGCCCGCCGGCCCGGUCCGGCCGCAGCAGCAGCAGCAGCACAUUCCGCCCGGCGCUGGCGUGGGCGGCCCGCCGACCCAGGCGCUUGCGGGCAUGUCGCUCGGCGGGGCCCCGCCGCCGGGUGUGGCGGGCAACGGACCAGGGCCCGCAGCGGCGGCGGCGGCGGUGGCGGCGGCGGGAGCGGGAGUGGAUGCGGGCGGGAAGAAGAAGGACAAGGACAAGGAAAAGAAGAAGAGGAACAUCUUUGGACUAAAGAAGUAGUGCGGCGCCUCUCACCCCCCCCCCCC
Messenger RNA from Thermothelomyces thermophilus ATCC 42464, 2453 nucleotides. RefSeq lists its product as uncharacterized. The record is from RefSeq and is a predicted model, not a curated record. Gene Ontology annotation, molecular function: syntaxin binding. The transcript is spliced from 6 exons. NCBI's taxonomy places the organism in Eukaryota, Fungi, Ascomycota, Sordariomycetes, Sordariales, Chaetomiaceae. The coding region runs from base 247 to 2427 and encodes 726 amino acids. Gene Ontology annotation, cellular component: plasma membrane; secretory granule. Gene Ontology annotation, biological process: intracellular protein transport; vesicle-mediated transport.